AUGACAACGGCAAUAGCGUCGGGAAUGAGCGUGCCAGGCUCAUUCUUGCCUUCUGACAAUGAAUCCACCUCUUCUUUCCACUGUGUGCCUUUCAAGUCGUCAUUAUUCCUGCCUCCUGCGAAAGAUAGCCCAUCAUCAGCUUCGUCUUUGACCACUUCCAGACCAGCGCAGUCGAUCUCAAAAUCACAUGCCGCUCUGUCAACACAGUCCCGCAAGCGUCCCAGGGUAGAGCCGAAGGAUGAGGAAUUUCAAACACCUCACAACCGUUCAUACAACCAUAACAACGACAACAGCAUCGACGCACCAAGUCCUUCACCAUUCGUCAACACAGAUUACCGCUUCGCUGGUGGUGUUGAAGCACCAGCCGAUCUGAACAGUCAGAGAGCCGAUUAUGAACGUGAAUAUGAAUACGAACAUGAUUGCAGACCAAACAGAUACACCUCACAGCAGGUCUUAUCGCGACAGCCAUCAGGCCCUCGUUUCCCACACACGCCGUCCUCCGCACAGGCUAAACGUCGUUUGUCCCAAUCACCUAAAGGCGGCUGGGGAAAGACUGUCUGGGCACUUACCGGUAACGUAGCUGGCAAAGUUUUCAACUUCUGUUGGCAGAGUGCUACAUCCUUCAAGGGAUUCUACGCCGGUGGUGGUAACGGCUAUCAUUUUGACACUGGAAAACCUGGUGUCGCAACUCACGGAUGGCUGGAUGUUGAUUCUAAAGAGGAUGUCUUUCAUACAGACUAUUCUGUGCCAAGAGGCUGUCGAGAGAGAGAAUCGACACCAGUCCCAGGUGAAUUUCCUGCCGAACCAUCAGAAUUCAUCGAGGACUAUAUGUCACAACCUUGGAGAUAUGGCAGCGAUAACGAUUACACCCCGACAGCUCGCCCUAUUCUACCAGCCUCACGAAGCAGCUGGGUGGUGGUAGAUGGGCCGUCGAUGAGUUCAAGAGACACAAGCCCUGUACGUAAGAAGUCACGGGCAAGUGUAGCACCUCUGUCAAACUCCGCAAGACCCUCCCCUCGAAACAUCGGCGGCAACAGCUCAGGCACCACUCGCCCACGCCUUACCUCACGGUCAUCCACUAACAAGUCUGCUGCCUCCAUUGCUUCACCUCGUGCAUCCUUGGCUAGUGGGCAACUGGGUCCUAGUCACGCACAGUCUCGACAAUCCCUACUGACAUCACCUGAUAAUUUUCAAAGUACUGCCAGAAGACAGAGCAGCCGAGCGUCUUUAGCAUCAUCACGUCGACAAUCCUCUCAUUUGAUGGCCACAGCAACGUCAAACAACCAAUCAUCACCAGAAGUCCGCAAGUUCGAGCAAAAGCUGCGUCGUAAAGAAGCUAAGGAGGACGAAAGCAUCCGACGUCUGAACGAACAGUUGAAAGCUAUGAUCCAGGAAGGAAAGCAGGCGUUGAGUAGUAAAAUCGAAGUUGUGGAUGGCAGUGAUGAAGACAUCGAUUGCGAUGAAGGCUUUGUGGAUGGAGAUGAAGCAUGGGAAAGAGAUUAUGUUCGCCCGCACAUAUGGUCCUGA
Molecule: messenger RNA, 1527 nt
Organism: Exophiala aquamarina CBS 119918
Lineage: Eukaryota; Fungi; Ascomycota; Eurotiomycetes; Chaetothyriales; Herpotrichiellaceae
Exons: 1
Coding region: 1-1527 (508 amino acids)
Source: RefSeq, a predicted model, not a curated record